CGGACCCCACGCACAGCUGGCUGUAGCGGCUGGAUCCGCCUUCCCGGCGAGCCGGAGCCGGGAGCCCCGCAAAGAGGGGCUCCGGGCUUGACAGCGGCAACGCGGGCCACUGGCUCCACCGAGGCACGAUGAGCCGGUCGACACCGUGAAGCUGGGCUUCUGGUUGCCAGCGGGAUCCAGAAAUGGGGUACUGGAGGACACCGGCUCUGCUUUCCUUACUGCUGCUCUCCUUGUCCUGCAGCGCCCGCCGCAGCCUCAAGACCAACCUGUGCAAGUGGUGCGACUCCACGGCCCCAGCCUGCGAGGAGAAGGUGUGCUACAGCAACUGCAACCUCAACUCCUACUGCGAGGACCCCUACGAGAUCUGCGUGGCAAUAUGGAGACAGGACAACGAGAGCAUCAGGAUCAGCACGCUGUGCCACAACCCCCAGCGCCCCAUCGAGAACCUCAUGGUGCCCAACUACAACACCUCGCGCUGCGUCAUGAGCCACCAGCCCAGCGAGGACGGGAUCAUCUACAUCUGCGGCUGCGUGGACGAGCAGGAGUGCAACGACAAACUCAUCUUUGAGAACCACACCAAUGGCUACUCCAUGCUGCAGAGCAAAGAGGUGAUCCCAGUGGCUGCCAUCAGCCUCCUGCCCCCGCUGCUGGUGGCGGUGAUGAUCACGGUGAUAUUUUACCUCUGCCGCACGCAGAAGCGACGCAAGAGAGCCAAGGCCUGGGCUGGGAAACAGGGACAGCCGCCGGCGCUGCUGGAGCAGGGGAAGGCAACGGAGCGGGAGGAGAAGCUGUCGGUGCUGAUGGACGAGAGCCCGGCCGGCACCAGCGCCGGCCGCCGCCCCGCUGAGCUGCUGCCCAUCGAGCUGGACGAGAUGGUGGGCAAAGGGCAGUUCGCCGAGGUGUGGAGGGCCAAGCUGAGCCGCAGCCACUCGGGGCAGUACGAGACCGUGGCCGUGAAGAUCUUCCCCUGCGAGGAAUACUCCUCCUGGAAGAACGAGAGCCAGAUCUUCACCGACAGCAGCCUCAGGCACGACAGCGUCCUGCAGUUCCUCACCGCCGAGGACCGGGGCGCGGGGCCCCGCCGGGAGUACUGGCUCAUCACGGCCUACCACAGCCGCGGCAACCUCAAGGACUACCUCUCCCGCCACGUGCUGAGCUGGAUGGACCUGCAGAAGAUGGCCGGGUCCCUGGUGAGCGGGGUGGCCCACCUUCACAGCGACUACACCGCCUGCGGCCGCCCGAAAAUCCCCAUCGCCCACCGCGACAUCAAGAGCACAAACGUCCUGGUGAAGAACGAGCAGGAGUGCGUGCUCUGCGACUUCGGCAUCGCCAUUCGCCUCGACCCCUCCCUGACGGUGGAUGACUUUGCCAACAGCGGGCAGGUGGGCACCGCCAGGUACAUGGCCCCAGAGGUCCUGGAGUCCAGAGUGAACCUGGAAGACCUGGAGUCUUUCAAGCAGAUGGAUGUCUACUCCAUGGCCCUUGUUCUGUGGGAAAUGGCCUCCAGAUGUGAAGUGGUAGGAGAGGUAAAGAAUUAUGAGCUGCCUUUUGGGUCAAAAGUCCAGGAGCAGCCUUGCGUGGACACCAUGAGGGACAUCGUGCUGCAUGGCAGAGGCCGGCCCGAGAUCCCAAGCAGCUGGCUGGUGCACCAGGGAAUGCGCUUCCUGUGCGACACCAUCACGGAGUGCUGGGACCACGACCCCGAGGCUCGGCUCACGGCCCACUGUGUGGCUGAGCGCUUCAACCUGAUGGCACAGAUGGAUUGUGAUGACAUCCUCAACAACAACACGGACAACGAGGCCAGCAAAACAGCUUCUCCAGAUACAGCGAACUGUGGAAUCAAUAUUUUGGUUAAAAUGAAACAUUAUUACAUGAGCUGACUUUGUACUUACUUAAAAUGUAUAAUGAUGCAAGGCAUUCCUUUUAUUAUUUUUUAAAAUAAUGUUUAAUCUUUUAUUAAUAUGCACCCGAAUUCCAAGUCUGUCUUUUUUAAGUCCUUCCAUACUGUCAUCAUGAGUUUCUUUUCUAACUUAUUCUGCAGUGAUUAAAACGAUUUCCCUCUUUUUAACGGCCUACACACACACAAAAUCUGUUGUAGCAGGAAAAAAAGACAUCGUGAGGUGUACUGCACCCUGUAUGGAAGAAAUGCUGACAUCCAAGAAAAUCACUCAUGCAACACCGUGCAAAGAUCCACAAUGAUCCAGUUUGUAAAAGCCUGAUACGAUGCAACUCCAACAUACCUUUCUUCACUGGGUUAAUUGAGAGUUCAGGUGGGUGCAUCUCAGGGAAGCUUCUUUGAGAGAGAAAAAAGAAGUCACCAGUGUAGACAUGGCUGCUUCACCCUAAAAACUCUCCAUGCAGGAUAUCUAGACAAUCCUUUCCCCCAUCAGACCAGUUUCCAGCCACCUCUAGCCAGAUCUGUGCCACAGGAACUGUGUCAACACAUGAUGUUGGCCAGUUCUUCUGGAAACUCUCACACGUCCCUGCUGGGCGACCCCACCUGGGGAAACACGAUCAGACCCAACUGAGACCUUUAUUCCCACCGUCACCAGAUCAACCCAGGCUGCCUCUGUUCUGGAAACCAAUGAAGGAAAGGUAAGUCACGCCUCACUCUGAACCCUGGUACUGUGCAAAUCCCUUCACCCCUGGGAGCAAAGAGCUCUGGUGCUCCUAAGCCCUGCAAGCCCAUACCUGACACACAGAGGUGACCUGACCUACACAGAGGUGUAUUUUUUGGGAUAGCAUCCGAGAGGAAGACAUUUCUUGCCAUCACACAGCUGCAUGGAUCAGCCCAGGAAGAGGGGAAGGGAGCAAACCAUGCAACAGCCACAGGUUUUCUACAGCUCAGGCUGCUCAGUGUGGAGCAGGGAAGCAGAUCUGCAGGGUUGGUUUGGUUCUCUUAAGUGCUCAGCUAUGACAGCAUUAACCCAUAUUAAAAAACCACUUUUCUUCUCUAGCUAUUGUUUCCACCUCCCUGAACUGUUUUUACAGCUGCUAAAUUAAAAGCCUAUUGUCUCUAAACACUUCAAAGAGGGACAGAAGUGGAAUAAAUUAGGUUUCACCAAAUCUAAAUAACAAAAAAUUUGCUUAGCUACCACUUAUACCAUCUGCAACUGUGACCACACCUGUCAUUCUCACUAAUCUUCACCUGGCUGCUACCUCCUGACACCUCAUAAUUUUUCAAGUUAAUCCUUUUCUCUUGAAGCACACCCUCCCCAGUUCCCCACAAAUACACCUUUUCCAACCCACCUGACUUCAGCCUCAUUUCUUUA
Messenger RNA from Hirundo rustica (Barn swallow), 3272 nucleotides. Its product is annotated as TGF-beta receptor type-2-like. Gene Ontology annotation, molecular function: ATP binding; metal ion binding; type I transforming growth factor beta receptor binding. Gene Ontology annotation, cellular component: plasma membrane; signaling receptor complex. The record is from RefSeq and is a predicted model, not a curated record. Lineage: Eukaryota; Metazoa; Chordata; Aves; Passeriformes; Hirundinidae. Gene Ontology annotation, biological process: cellular response to growth factor stimulus; heart development; protein phosphorylation. Bases 183 to 1880 code for a protein of 565 amino acids. The transcript has 8 exons.